CCGAGAGAGACACACUGGCCCAGAGUAAGAGACGGUCGAGCGAGUGUGUGCUUUCACGCCGCAGCUGCUCAGUCAUUCACUGUCUGGCAAAUGGUCUCGGAUUCCUCCUACCAACCGCGCGAACGCGACCGCUCGCCCCGUCGUCGGUCACGCUCGCCGCGCCGCUCUAGACGCUCGUACUCUCCUCGCAGCCGAUCACGCAGCAGAGAGGACUAUCGCCGUAGUGACCGUCGGUCACGUUCGCCGGGUGGUGCGCAGGGCACGGGAGGUUAUCAAUCAUACGGAUCAGCUCGUGGAGGCGCGCGCCCCGACUCUGCCAACAAGGAAACCAUGAUGCAAAGCAUUCGCGACUCGUCCCAACAGGACCGCCGUGUCUAUGUGGGCAACCUCUCCUACGACGUCAAGUGGCAUCACUUGAAAGACUUUAUGAGACAAGCCGGCGAAGUCUUAUUCGCAGACGUACUGCUGCUCCCGAACGGAAUGUCAAAGGGAUGUGGCAUCGUGGAAUAUGCGACGCGGGACCAGGCUCAGAACGCCGUUACAAGUCUCAGCAACCAGAACCUCAUGGGACGCCUUGUCUAUGUGCGCGAAGACCGAGAGGCCGAGCCUCGUUUCAGCAACCCUAGCUCCUCUCGUGGAGGCCAUGGCGGAGGCCCGUACGGUGGUGGUCAGCACUUUGGUGGCCCAGGCGGAGGCAAUUUCGGCGGUCCCCCUCCAGGUGGUUCUCGACAGGUUUACGUCGCCAACCUUCCAUACAAUGUCGGUUGGCAGGAUUUGAAGGACCUUUUCCGCCAAGCUGCUGUGACUGGCAGCGUAAUCCGCGCCGACGUUCACAUUGCUCCAGACGGUCGCCCCAAGGGCUCCGGUAUCGUCGCUUUCGACACCCCAGAAGACGCCCGCAAUGCCAUCACUCAAUUCAACGGAUAUGAGUGGCAGGGACGCAACCUCGAGGUUCGCGAAGACCGUUUCGCCGGAGGCGGCCCCGGAGGUUUCCGUGGAGGUUUCGGCGGCGGUCGCGGUGGCUUUGGUGGUUUCGGAGGUCGUGGCGGCGGCUUCGGUGGCCGCGGAGGCUACGGUGGAGGCGGAUUCGGGGGUCGUGGAGGCUACGGCGGAGGCGGUGGCUAUGGCGGCGGCCCUGGUGGAGGUGCUGGUGGUGGUGCCGGAUUCGAUCCCAACGCUGCGCCUGCUGCACCUAACCCGUUUACUGACUUCGCAACGUCCGGUGGUGAUCCUAGUAACCUGAUCUACGUCCGUAACUUGCCCUGGUCGACCAGCAACGAGGACCUCGUCGAGCUCUUUACCACAAUUGGCUCCGUAAAACGUGCCGAAAUCCAGUACGAGCCCAACGGCCGCUCCCGCGGCACUGGAGUCGUUGAAUUCGAAUCCCAGCCCGAUGCUGAGACUGCUAUCCAAAAAUUCACCGGCUAUCAAUAUGGCGGUCGACCGCUUGGUCUGGCGUAUGCCAAAUACUCGAACCAAAACAGCAUGGAUGCUAUGGAAGGUACCGAAGCUACUGGCGGUCUUACCCAAGAUCAGAUCAUGUAGACGACAUUCCGUUUGUUC
Periconia digitata is the source of this 1563-nucleotide messenger RNA. The record is from the annotation of a GenBank genome assembly. NCBI's taxonomy places the organism in Eukaryota, Fungi, Ascomycota, Dothideomycetes, Pleosporales, Periconiaceae.